Messenger RNA from Arabidopsis arenosa, 2395 nucleotides. NCBI's taxonomy places the organism in Eukaryota, Viridiplantae, Streptophyta, Magnoliopsida, Brassicales, Brassicaceae. The record is from the annotation of a GenBank genome assembly.
GUGUACUAAAUUAAAGUACGGACAUUGCAAUUUUCGAUAUCCGGCGAUAAAAAAUGGGUUUCAUAGUCGGCGUUGUGAUCGGACUCCUCGUCGGAAUCGCCAUCAUCAUCGGCUUUGUCAAGUUGGAGAAUUCUCGAUCCAAGCUUCGCUCUGAACUGGCGAAUACGGUGGCUGCUUUUGCAAGGAUGACGGUGGAGGAUUCAAGGAAGCUUUUGCCCCCUGAGUUUUAUCCUUCCUGGGUUGUCUUCUCCGAGCGUCAGAAGUUGAGUUACAUUACAUUGAUAUCUUUCUCCUUUUGCGUUUUGUUGACUUGGCUCAACCAUCACUUGACAAAGAUCUGGCCUUAUGUUGAUGAGGCAGCCUCUGAGCUUAUAAAGGCAUCCGUGGAGCCUGUUCUUGAGCAAUAUAGACCUGCCAUAGUGGCCUCCUUAACAUUUUCUAAGCUUACUCUCGGGACAGUGGCGCCUCAAUUUACAGGUGUUUCCAUUAUCGACGGUGAUAAAAAUGGGGUGACCAUGGAACUUGAUAUGCAAUGGGAUGGAAAUCCAAAUAUAGUACUUGGCGUCAAGACCUUAGUUGGUGUAUCUCUCCCAAUUCAGGUGAAAAAUAUUGGAUUCACUGGUGUUUUCAGGCUGAUUUUUAGGCCACUAGUUGAAGACUUUCCUUGCUUUGGAGCUGUCAGCGUUUCUCUUAGAGAAAAGAAAAAAUUGGACUUCACCCUUAAGGUUGUUGGAGGUGAUAUUUCAGCAAUUCCUGGACUUUCUGAAGCUAUUGAGGAAACAAUUCGGGAUGCCGUGGAAGAUUCUAUCACUUGGCCUGUUCGGAAGGUCAUCCCAAUUAUACCUGGUGAUUAUAGCGAUCUGGAGCUAAAGCCUGUUGGAAUGUUGGAGGUGAAGCUUGUGCAAGCAAAGAACUUGACCAACAAAGAUCUAGUUGGAAAAUCAGACCCCUUUGCUAAAAUGUUUAUACGCCCUUUGCGAGAAAAGACUAAAAGAAGCAAGACAAUUAACAAUGACCUGAAUCCCAUCUGGAAUGAGCAUUUUGAAUUUGUUGUCGAAGACGCGUCAACUCAACAUUUAGUGGUCAGAAUAUAUGAUGACGAGGGUGUACAAGCAUCUGAGCUUAUUGGGUGUGCCCAAAUCCGGCUUUGUGAACUUGAACCUGGUAAAGUGAAAGACGUCUGGUUGAAGCUGGUCAAAGAUUUGGAGAUCCAGAGAGAUACCAAGAACCGUGGAGAGGUUCAUCUUGAGCUCCUUUACGUCCCUUAUGGUUCGGGAAACGGCAUCGUAAAUCCCUUUGUCACUUCAUCGAUGACUUCCUUAGAGAGGGUGCUCAAGAAUGAUACAACAGAUGAAGAAAAUGCAUCAAGCCGUAAAAGAAAAGAUGUCAUUGUAAGAGGAGUGCUCUCUGUGACAGUGAUAUCUGCAGAAGAGAUACCAAUACAAGAUCUGAUGGGGAAAGCUGAUCCAUAUGUUGUUCUCUCGAUGAAGAAAUCAGGUGCCAAGAGCAAAACUCGGGUCGUCAAUGACAGCUUGAACCCGGUCUGGAACCAGACUUUUGAUUUUGUAGUUGAAGAUGGGUUACACGAUAUGCUAGUCCUUGAAGUCUGGGACCACGACACCUUUGGAAAGGACUACAUUGGGAGAUGUAUCCUCACGUUGACAAGGGUUAUAAUGGAAGAGGAAUACAAAGACUGGUUUCAUUUUUAUGCAUAUGACAUGACCCGACAAGUGGAGGCACACCAUUUCUGCGGUCACAUCAACGAAGACAUGCGUCAGUGUCUGAUCUACGACGGUCCUGAUGCCAAUGCUCGUCUGAUCGGUCUGGAAUACAUUGUGACAGAGAAGCUCUUUAUGACAUUGCCUGAUGAUGAGAAGAAGCUUUGGCACACUCACGAGUGGGAAGUUAAAGGAGGCUUCUUGUUCAUGCCCGGUGUUCCAGAAGCUAUUCAACGCCAAGAUCUCGAAAAAGUCGCCAAGACUUAUGGGAAAGUUUACCAUUUCUGGCAAGUCGAUAAGGGGCAUGACCUUCCCAUUGGCUUGCCUAAUAUCAUGAUGGCCGUUACUCGAGACGGUCAACUUUAUCCGGAAAUGAUCAAGGAGACGGAAAAGCAGUUUGGAGUAUCGAUGGAAAAGGAGAGAGAGUCAAGGGCUUAUAUGAAGGGACCAGACCAUGGGAUCCAUCCCUUGGCAAAUGGAGGAGGCAAAGGCCUCAAGUUAGAGGUGCGAGAGGUUGACAUAAAGCCGGUCGAGUCCGUUCCAAGAGUUUUCGUUUGAGUUGUAGUUAAAUAGACAACUUAAGAAAAGAAUAAAUAAAGAAGCGAUCGAGCUUUGCUUUUGUUAUAGCCCUCGAUCGAUCAUGUGUAUAAGUUGUAAAAUACACUUGAAAUAGUUAG